AGGUCUGUGAAUCGCAGCAGCGGCUUUGUGCGUUUCUUUCUGUGUGAGCGAGAGAGAGGCUCAGGGCUGCACUCCUCUAAGGGCUUCUCGUACUCUCUCUCAGCACACAUUCACACACGCACACGCGUUCAUCCAGACAGGGGGCUUUCACCAUCCCAGACACACCGUCUGCUGCCCAGCGGAGCACUGCGACUUCCGUCUGCGAGAGCCUGGCGGAGAGGAGGGGAUUUUUUACCCAGGAUUCUUCCGUGAUUUGCAACAGCAUGAGCCCCGCCGUGCCAGACUUCAUUCCAAGGUUGAGUUGAGCACAGCCGCUGCAGCAGGCGACGAGGGAGGAAUGGAUCGUGGAGAGAGCAGAACGUGGAACUGAGGGCUUUUCCGUUGUCAGAGGAUGCUCUGUGCUUCACGGCAGGACGUUUAAGAGUUCGUUGGAUGCUCCUGUGCUGUAGCGGAUGGAUUUUACACGCUAUCGGAGAGGGAGGGGCUGAGGUUGUCAGAGGAGUGUCUGUAUGUGAGAGAUAUGAGGCCUCUUCUGAAGAACACCGUUGAAUAUUUCCCUCACUGAGGAUGUGCAACAAUUUCUGCUCAGCACAACCACAUCUGAGGUCACUUCUUCUCUAGACCCUCUUAUACCUCAGGGUUGACUUUCAAAAUUCAUAAGUGUCUGCGUGUUUCCCGCUGAGCACCGCUUGGUUUGAGACCAGUUUUGCUUCACUGCAUCCAGAGUGCAAAACUGCUGAAACAUCGCCCUCCAUGGUUUCUGCCCAUUUCAAGAAGCUAUCGUCUUACAUCGUAAAGAUUUGCAAAGGAAUGUUUACAAAGAAACUGGCAACUGCCACAAAGAAGAAAGAGAGCAGCGAAAACAAAAAAGAACCAAAAACGUCCCCUGACCUGCAAGCAAGGAACCCAACAUUCUCAACCACACUGAAAAGCACAGUUAAAAAAAUCUCCAAAUGCUCGUCGGCACGCAAUAUAUCUCUUGAGGAGGAUGAUGGAAAAAACGACUGUUCUUCUCUCUCGCCAACAUUCAGUUACCGUGUAGCAAUUGCCAAUGGUCUGCCAAAAAAUGCCCUCUUUCUGAACAAUAAUGAAUUUCAUGAGGUCUUGUCAAUUGAUAGUGAUUACUCUGACUCUCUAAACGAGGCAAAACUUGUCCAUAGAUUCGAUGAACAAAAAGCUUAUACAAUGCCAGUAAGAAGGAACAGGAAGAGUUUGAUUAGUUUAGCGCCCUCUGAUGGCAGCUCGGAGGGAGAACGGGGAGAGCGCAGCAGUCUCCAAACUCUUCGAUUGGGCGCUCUGAAAAAGCUGAGGAAAUGGAAGAAGAGCCAAGAAUGUGUGUCCUCAGAUUCAGAGGCCAGCAACUGGAGAAAGACUCUUGGCAUCAGAAGCAAAUCUCUAGACCGGGCUGGCCGACAGCAGAAAACCACUACCCUAGAGCCGGGAUCCAGCUCGACGGGAUGUAUCAGUCAGACUCAGGAUGUGAUGGAGAUGAUCUUCAAAGAACUUCAGGGAAUCAGUCAGAUUGAGUCUGAGCUCUCAGAGCUGCGUGGGCAUGUUAACGCCCUCAAAAGCUCCAUUGAUGAGAUCUCCAGCAGCGUGGAGGUGGUGCAGAGUGAAAUCGAGCAGCUCCGAACAGGUUUUGUGCAGUCCAGACGUGAGACUCGAGACAUCCAUGAUUACAUCAAGCAGAUUAGCCAACAGACCAACAAAGCUGCUCUGAGAUUUCUAAAUGUGCCUGAGGAGAAGUAUGAAAAAACAGAAGAGCUUAUUUAUCAAAUCCUGAAAGAGAAAAUGGGGUUUGCCGAAGCACGCAAGACAUUUAAAAUUGAACUGGCCCAUCGACUAGGGCAACAAAGAGAAUGUUACAAUGCUAAACCUCGACCAAUUGUAGUUAUAUUUUCAAGCCCACAAGACAGGGAUUUAGUUUUGAAAAAGUGUUAUAAGCUUAAAGGAACUGGAAUAUCCAUCUCGACUGAUAGUCUAGUACAUGAUUCAAAAGAAAAGAGAGACAAGCCAAUGGCUUCCUCUCAGACGUAUGAAAGCAUGGACAUCAAGGUCUCAGCCAAAGACAAGGCUGAAAGUGAUGACUGGGACUCCAUGGAAAGUGACAAAGAGCUUGAUGAAUUAAACAAGAACAAAUAUGCAAUUGUGUCCAAACCACCCCCAAAAAGUAAGUCUGAUAAGAAAAAGUCUCACGAUCACAGAAGGAUGGCCGAUGACUCGGCCUACUCUGUGCACUAUGCGGAUAAUACAGACUACGAUGACCACGACAAGCAAAGUAAGUCCUACUAUUCUGAUAUAACACCUGGAUGGCUUUCUCAAAGCGACUACUCCACUCCCAAACUCAGUCGGUCUGAAUCUGACUGCUCUAAACUUUGCCAGUCUUACUCUGAGGAUUUCUCAGAGAGUCAGUAUUUCAGCAGAGUCAAUGGCUGCUCCUUGCUUUCCUCCUCAGAUCAGGAACUUUGGCAACGGAAGCAAGAAGACAUGGCAUCCUCCUGGUACGCUACUCCUCCCAGUCAAACUCUGAGCCAAGAACGACCUUAUGUGGAGCAUAAUGAAGUUGAAACCACUGAGACAAUUGACAGUGGUGUGAGUAAUGGUCUUGUUUGUAUAUCAGGGGACAGGAGCCAUUACAGUGGCUCUCAGCUGUCGCUGCAGGGUGACCUCUCACCAUGGAAAGAUUGGCAUCACCUUGAACAAGGUACUGAUUCAGGUUUGGACGCUUCAACUGAGCAGAACAUAAUCUCUGAGAUCAGUAGUCCCUUUGACCCUGCAGCCAACCCUGGUUUCCCUGAGAAAAUUACUAAAUGCCUUGAGGUUGAUUUACAAUUUGAAGGUGAGACCUUUCUGACACUAGAUAGCACUCCUGAGACAGAACCUGAACCAGAGCCAGAAUUAGAGCCAGAGCCAGAGCCUGAAUCAGCUCCACAAACUUUGCAGCGGCAAGAUGUGAACCACCUCCAGCAGGGCCAGAAAUCUUCAGCCAUGUACCGGAGCCAGAGUGAGAUCAGAAAUGAGAAGGUGGAGGAUGUCCCCAAAUCAUGGAGUAGCAGGCUUAGCAUAGACCUCGGUGAAAAAUCCUUUGGCUUUGGAGGUUUUGGAUCCACCCUGCAAAGAGCAAAGUCAGCUUUGGAUUUUGUAUGGAAUAAAGGCCCCCAAAGCACCAGCGCCCCGGUUGAAGAACCAAGCAACACCUCAUUCAUGGGCAGGUUUAGAACCAUGUCCCAGUCCACAGCGAACAGCUCCAGCACAACCAUUGACUCUGACGUCUACACAGAACCUUUCUAUUACAAGGCAGAAGAUGAAGAUCAAUCUACUGAACAACCUGUGGACAAUGAGACACAUUAUGUUGAGGUGAUGGAACAAGUGCUAGCCAAUUUGGAAAACAGAACAAAUGCCAACGAGGCUGAGGAACAGUACCAAGAAGAGGAAUACAAUGUCUCGCAAGAAUAUGACAUCUCUCAAGAUGGUAACCUUGUGUUGGAAUAUGACUGCAGCCUUGAUGAACAAUAUGAUGAGGAAUUUAGUGAGGAGUAUGACGACAAUCCCAUGACUGAAGACACAGCAGAAUAUGAGGUGAGUCUGGUGGAUUAUGUGGAAGAAACCGGGGAACCAGAAGCAGAGAUUGAAGAACAGGAGGAAGGCAAAAAGGAGGUGCAGGAGGUUCAAGAAACAUCAGAAACGAAGGGAGCAGAUGAGGUAGAAAAGGCUGUAGAACAUGAGGAUGAGAACAAAAACGUUACAGAGGUUCCUGUGCAGGAAGCACCACCCAAAAAAAGGAUACGUCCCACCUUCAAAGAAGCAGCACUGAGAGCUUACAGGAAGCAGAUGGCUGAGCUGGAACAGCAGAUCCUGGCAGGAGACAGCACUGCUCUGGACAUGGAGGGUUGUGCCAAUAUCCUGGACCCAGCCAAACUGGGGCUGACUGGCGGAGGGGUUGGCAGUAUACUUUAUGGCAUUGACAGCAUGCCAGAUUUACGUCGCAAGAGGACCAUGCCUAUUGUCCGAGACCUGGCUUUGACAUUGGCUGCUCGAAAGGCAGGCAUUGCGUUUGGGCUCGUGAACAGAACGACUCUAAACAACGAGGAGCUGAAACUGCAUGUGCUCAGAAAGACUCUCCAAGCGUUGAUCUAUCCCAUCUCCUCCACGACACCCCAUAAUUUUGAGGUGUGGACGGCCACUGCACCCACCUACUGUCACGAGUGUGAGGGUCUGCUCUGGGGCAUCGCCCGACAGGGCAUGCGCUGCAGUGAAUGCGGGGUGAAAUGCCACGAGAAAUGCCAGGACCUCCUGAAUGCAGACUGUCUCCAACGUGCAGUAGAGAAGAGCUCGAAACAUGGAGCCGAGGACAAAACCCAAAACAUCAUCAUGGCCAUGAAGGAACGGAUGAAAAUCAGGGAGAAGAACCGACCCGAGGUGUUCGAGUUGAUUCAGGAGAUGUUUCUGCUCACGAAGGAAGACUUCAUCACCCAGCUGAAGACAGCCAAACAGGCCGUGCUGGAGGGGACGUCCAAGUGGUCUGCCAAAAUCACCAUCACGGUUUUGUGUGCUCAAGGUUUGCAAGCCAAAGACAAGACGGGCUCCAGCGACCCCUACGUCACAGUACAAGUGGGAAAGACCAAACGCAGGACCAAAACUGUUUUCGGCAAUCUCAACCCCAUCUGGGAUGAGAAGUUUUUCUUUGAAUGCCAUAACGCCACAGACCGUAUAAAAGUUCGUGUGUGGGAUGAAGACGACGACAUAAAGUCCAGAGUGAAGCAGCACUUUAAGAAGGAAUCUGAUGACUUUCUGGGUCAGACUAUCAUCGAGGUGCGGAUGCUGAGCGGGGAGAUGGACGUCUGGUAUAAUCUCGAGAAGCGUACGGAUAAGUCGAUGGUGUCAGGGGCCAUCAGGCUGAAGAUCAGCGUUGAGAUGAAAGGAGAAGAGAAGGUGGCUCCGCCUCAUGGGCAGUACACAUGUUUACACGAGAAUCUCUUCCACUACCUGACGGAGGUGAAGAACAGUGGAGUCGUGAAGAUCCCAGAAGUCAAAGGCGACGAUGCCUGGAAGGUUUAUUUUGACGACGUGUCGCAGGAGAUCGUGGAUGAGUUUGCCAUGCGUUUUGGUGUGGAGUCCAUCUACCAGGCUAUGACUCAUUUCUCUUGUCUCUCAUCCAAGUACAUGUGUCCCGGUGUUCCCGCGGUGAUGAGUAACCUGCUUGCCAACAUCAAUGCCUACUUCGCUCACACAACAACAGCAACCACUAACAUCUCGGCCUCCGACCGAUUCGCAGCGUCCAACUUUGGGAGAGAAAAGUUUGUCAAACUCUUGGAUCAGCUUCACAACUCUCUAAGGAUCGACCUCUCCAAGUAUCGGGAUAACUUCCCUGCUGGAAAUCCAGAGAGACUCCAGGAUUUAAAAUCAACCGUUGACCUGCUGACGAGCAUCACCUUUUUCAGGAUGAAGGUGCAGGAGCUGCAGAAUCCUCCCAGAGCCAGUAUGGUAGUUAAAGACUGUGUGAAGGCCUGUCUGGACUCCACCUACAAAUACAUCUUUGACAACUGUCAUGAGCUCUACAACCAGCUACUGGACCAGGCUAAGAAGCAGGAUCUGCCGCGUGAGGAACAGGGUCCGUUCAAGAACCUGGACUUCUGGCCCAAACUGAUCACGCUGAUGGUGUCUGUUAUAGAUGAGGACAGAAUGGCCUACACACCCAUCAUUAACCAGUUCCCGCAAGAGUUGAAUAUGGGUAGAAUUAGUGCUGAAAUCAUGUGGAACCUCUUCGCCAUGGAUAUGAAGUACGCAAUGGAUGAACAUGACAAGCAUCGUCUUUGCAAGAGCACAGAAUACAUGAAUUUGCACUUCAAAGUAAAAUGGUUCCACAACGAGUACGUCCGAGACCUGCCUGCCUUUAAGGGAAUUCCUCCAGAGUAUUCCCUGUGGUUUGAGCCGUUUGUUAUCCAGUGGUUGGAUGAAAAUGAAGAUGUAGCGAUGGAUUUUGUUAACGGAGCUCUAGAGAGAGAUAAAAAAGAUGGGUUCCAGCAGACAUCAGAACAUGCUCUCUUUUCUUGCUCGGUGGUGGAUGUGUUCACGCAGUUGAACCAAAGCUUUGAGAUCAUUAAGAAGCUGGAGUGUCCGAACCCUCAAGCUCUCGCUCACUUCAUGCGCAGAUUUGCAAAGACCAUAAACAAAGUUCUUCUCCAGUAUGCUGCGAUCAUCUCCAAAGACUUUAGCAACCAUCUGAACAAGGAGAACUUGUCCUGUAUCCUGUUGAACAACAUCCAGCAGCUCCGAGUUCAGCUGGAGAAGAUGUUUGAGUCCAUGGGAGGAAAACAGCUGGAUGCUGAGGCCAGUGGUUUGCUCAAAGAACUUCAGAAUAAGCUCAAUACGGUGCUGGAUGAGCUCAGCGCGGUCUUCGGCUCCAGUUUCAAGCCAGUGAUUGAGGACUGUGUCAAACAAAUGAACCAGGAGCUCGUGCAGAUUAAAGGAAACGCAGGGAACAAGAGUAAUGCAGCCAUGGACGCAGAGACGGUCCUGCGACCCCUCAUGGACCUGCUGGACAAGAACCUUAUUCUGUUUGCUAAGAUCUGUGAGAAGACAGUUCUCAAGCGGGUUCUGAAGGAGCUGUGGAAAAUUGUCAUUAACACCAUUGAACGACAGAUUGUUCUUCCGCCGCUCUCAGACCAGACACAAGGGGCUCAGAUGAUUUUCAGUGCUGCCAAGGACCUGGGUCAGCUCUCCAAGCUCAAGGAGCAUGUGAUACGGGAGGAAGCUCGUAGUCUCACCCCUCGACAAUGUGCCGCCAUGGAUUUAGUGCUUCCCACCAUCAAGCAAUAUUUCCAUGCAGGUGGAAACGGUCUGAAGAAAACCUUCCUGGAAAAGAGCCCCGAUCUCAAGUCCUUGAAAUACGCCCUCAGCCUUUACACUCAACCCACAGAUGCCUUGAUCAAGAAAUAUAUAUGCACCCAAACCUCUCAAGGUCAGUCCACGACUGCAUCCAACGGGGAGGUCGCCAUCCAGGUGGACCUGAUCUCACACCCCGGUACUGGAGAGCACAAAGUCAGCGUCAAAGUUGUGGGUGUGAACAAUAUCAACUGGCAGACCAAUGCUAUGUUUCGCCCCUUCGUGGAGAUCAACGCCAUCGGCCCACACCUGGCGGACAAGAAACGCAAGUUUAGCACCAAAACCAAGAAUAACAACUGGUCUCCAAAAUUCAAUGAAACAUUCCAGUACGUGCUGAGUAACGAACAUGGCCCAGAGGCCUACGAGCUUCACAUCUCUGUGAAGGACUACUGCUUCGCCCGAGAGGACCGAAUCAUCGGCUUGACAGUCCUGCAGCUCAGAGAACUGGCCGAAAAGGGCAGCCUGAACGCCUGCUAUCCGCUCGCCAGGAGCGUAACGAUGGACGAUACCGGUCUGACCAUCAUGAGAAUACUCUCGCAAAGGACCAACGACGAAGUGGCCAAAGAGUUCGUACGUCUCAAAUCAGACACCCGGUCAGCCGAGGAAGUAUCGUAAAGAA
Rhinichthys klamathensis goyatoka is the source of this 7504-nucleotide messenger RNA. RefSeq names its product protein unc-13 homolog C (gene unc13c). Gene Ontology annotation, molecular function: calmodulin binding; phospholipid binding; diacylglycerol binding. Gene Ontology annotation, cellular component: plasma membrane; synaptic vesicle membrane; neuromuscular junction. The record is from RefSeq and is a predicted model, not a curated record. Lineage: Eukaryota; Metazoa; Chordata; Actinopteri; Cypriniformes; Leuciscidae. Gene Ontology annotation, biological process: synaptic transmission, glutamatergic; dense core granule priming; synaptic vesicle maturation.